CUGGCACAGAGGAUACAGAAGCUUCCCUUCAAGUCCUGCAUCUUUCAGCUCACCAUCUAACUCCUCUUAGCAGCACUGCACUAGGAGGGAAAUCCCAUUUCCACAAUGUCCAUUGAGGAGAUUCGUGCCCGGGAAAUCCUAGACUCUCGUGGGAAUCCAACUGUCGAGGUGGACUUGUAUACCUCAAAAGGAAUGUUCAGGGCAGCUGUACCAAGCGGUGCCUCCACUGGCAUCUAUGAAGCUUUGGAACUGCGUGACAAUGAUAAAUCCCGAUUCCUUGGCAAAGGGGUUCUGCAGGCAGUGGAUCACAUCAACAGCACUAUUGCCCCUGCUCUUGCGAACUCUGCCUUUUCGGUUGUAGAGCAAGAGAAGAUAGACAACCUCAUGCUGGAACUGGAUGGCACAGAAAAUAAAUCUAAAUUUGGAGCUAAUGCCAUUCUGGGUGUUUCCCUGGCUGUCUGCAAAGCUGCCGCUGCAGAGAAGGAUGUACCCCUGUACCGUCAUAUUGCUGACUUGGCUGGAAAUUCAGAUCUCAUUCUGCCAGUCCCUGCUUUUAAUGUGAUCAAUGGAGGGUCCCAUGCUGGAAAUAAACUGGCCAUGCAAGAGUUUAUGAUUUUGCCCGUUGGGGCUGAAAGCUUCCGGGAUGCCAUGCGCAUUGGUGCUGAAGUCUAUCAUAAUCUCAAGAGUGUCAUCAAAGACAAGUAUGGUAAAGAUGCUACCAAUGUAGGAGAUGAAGGGGGCUUUGCCCCAAACAUCCUGGAGAACAGUGAAGCUUUAGAGCUGCUCAAGGAAGCCAUUGAGAAAGCUGGUUAUACUGAUAAGAUUGUGAUUGGCAUGGAUGUGGCUGCAUCAGAGUUCUACAGAGAUGGCAAAUAUGACUUGGACUUCAAAUCCCCUGAUGAUCCCAGCCGUUACAUCUCUGCUGAUGAACUGGGUGACCUCUAUCAGAGCUUUGUACGGGACUAUCCAGUGGUAUCCAUUGAGGAUCCUUUUGAUCAGGAUGACUGGGAAGCCUGGUCAAAGUUCACGGCUAAUGUAGGGAUUCAGAUAGUGGGAGAUGACUUGACGGUGACCAACCCCAAACGCAUUGAGCACGCAGUUGAGGAGAAGGCCUGCAACUGUCUACUGCUUAAAGUCAACCAGAUUGGAUCGGUCACUGAAGCUAUUCAAGCUUGUAAACUGGCUCAAGAGAAUGGCUGGGGGGUGAUGGUGAGUCAUCGAUCAGGGGAGACUGAAGACACCUUCAUCGCUGACCUGGUGGUGGGACUCUGUACUGGGCAGAUAAAAACCGGAGCUCCGUGUAGAUCUGAGCGUCUGGCAAAAUAUAAUCAGCUAAUGAGGAUUGAGGAAGAACUUGGUGAUGAAGCUCGCUUUGCUGGGCACAACUUCCGUAACCCAAGUGUCCUAUAAAUGCAUCCUGGCAUACUCUGGCCAUGCCUGCUAUUUCAGUGCACAGACUCUGAGUGCCCAUUAGAUCACAUCUUCCAUCGUCCUUGUUCCACACUCUCCUGCUCCUGGUCUUCUCAGACCCACUCACUGGAAUUGCCCAGGAUAUGCAAAGACUGACGCUUCCUUUUGCCUGUCAUGAUGCAAUGCUGCAAGUCAGCUUUGUCUGUGUUGCGCAGUGUCUGCUGUUUAGACCUGCUUGAGUCAUCGUUAUACCCAAGUACAAAAUGAUGUCAGCAUGUUUGCCCUGGUGUUUGGCCAGUAUUUUGCACAUUUGAAGAUUGUCCUUAAAUUGGAGUCCGGAUUGUAUUUGCUUAUUGAUACAAGAUGGUGUUUUUGUGUUUUUGUCCCUUGCAAUAUCAGCAUCUAUGUUUUGAUCCCUGUGAGUUGUGUUUAAACUUGUGUGCUGCAUAUUGUUAGUAACUGGUUGCUCCAUUUGUAUGUGUGACAGGGAGGGGGGGGGGAGAAAAGAAACGUAAGUGAGAGAAUAUAUGUUCUUACCAGCCACAAAAUACAAUUUAAUUACAAGCAGUGUGUGUGUGUGUGUGUGUGUGUGUGUGUGUAGGUUAGUAGUUAGUAUGCAUCUGCAUCUGGGGUUAGGCGCCCAUUGAUCCAAAGGUUGAAUUGCUGUAGAUUUUUUUUCUGAAUGUGAAGGGCAAGAUGUCUGGUAUGAUACACUGGAUUAGUGUGCCAUGUUUUGUAGGGUGCUGUGGGUAGUGCAUCGUGGACAUGUUCUUGCAAUCAGCACUUUGCUCUGAUCUCUCUCCCUCUCAUUGCUGCCUGGAUGUUUGGUCGCAUUUUACUCUCUGCCUCUUCAUCCAUUUUCCUCUUGCUCUGCUAUCAUUUCUGCUUUAAGCCACAGAGGUUUCACAUUCAACUGCCUCCUCACCAAUAAACAAACAACAGAAGAAAAAAGAGAAGAAAAACCAACAUCCAGAAAAAUAACCAACAAGUAAAACCUCAAUUCAAUUAAAUUG
Notechis scutatus (mainland tiger snake) is the source of this 2423-nucleotide messenger RNA. RefSeq names its product enolase 2 (gene ENO2). Gene Ontology annotation, molecular function: magnesium ion binding; phosphopyruvate hydratase activity. Gene Ontology annotation, cellular component: phosphopyruvate hydratase complex. Lineage: Eukaryota; Metazoa; Chordata; Lepidosauria; Squamata; Elapidae. Gene Ontology annotation, biological process: glycolytic process. The record is from RefSeq and is a predicted model, not a curated record.